Malassezia pachydermatis is the source of this 1125-nucleotide messenger RNA. RefSeq names its product dolichyl-phosphate beta-glucosyltransferase. Gene Ontology annotation, cellular component: endoplasmic reticulum membrane. The transcript is spliced from 2 exons. NCBI's taxonomy places the organism in Eukaryota, Fungi, Basidiomycota, Malasseziomycetes, Malasseziales, Malasseziaceae. The coding region runs from base 1 to 1125 and encodes 374 amino acids. The record is from RefSeq and is a predicted model, not a curated record.
AUGCCGUAUAUCGCCCUUGUCUUGGCAACUCCCACCGAAGUAAAAACGACCUCAAAGGAGCGUACAUAUACGACGGCGGACCAUCCCUUGGAGCACAAAGCACUGCCUACGCUCUCAGAUCGGCCAGAGGUACAACUUACCGUGGUGGUGCCUAUGUACAACGAAGAGAUGAGAUUGAAGGCAAUGCUGGAUGAUACCACGCAGUGGUUGGAGAGUGUACGCGAAAAGGGAGAGUCUUUAUCGGCUAGCAGUGGUACUUGUGAUGAGACAGCCGCAUUGACCCAACCCCUGCUGACGUACGAGGUGCUGAUGGUAGAUGAUGGGUCGCGCGAUAAGACAUACGAUGUGGCCAUGGCGUAUGCAAAACAGUGUCAGCUUCGAAAUGGUGCAGAGAUUCGUGUAACGUGCCUACAUCAGAACCGAGGCAAAGGUGCUGCCGUGCGUCAUGGUGUAUUGCAUGCUCGAGGCUCUUUUAUUUUGUUUGCCGAUGCAGAUGGUGCUACGCGAUUCUCUGAUCUACGUAUGUUAGCAAAGGAGAUGGUGCGCGUGUGUACGCCAGCGGGACAUGGGAUUGUUGUGGGCUCUCGUGCUCAUUUGGUGACAAGUGAAGCGGUGGUAAAGCGCAGUUUUAUCCGGAACUUAUUAAUGCGAUGCUUCCACCUGGUUCUCUCCCUUCUGAUGCGCCCUCCUACGUUGGACAGUGUAUGGCACCAAGCUGUACCGCAAGGCGCAAAAAUCACAAGGCUGCCACGACAGCCGGAAAUUAAAGAUACACAAUGUGGCUUCAAGCUAUUUUCACGGCCUACAGCUGCUCUUAUAUUCCCGUUAGCGCACAUUGACCGCUGGAUCUUUGACGUGGAGCUUCUCCUGCUGGCGGAGAUGGCCUGCAGAGUGAGUGAGGCAGCACAUGUGCUACGGCCAGAAGCGCAGCGUGGCGAUGGUGAUACCCUACUGCGUCUCCCUCUCCCCGUGUCGGAAGUCUCUGUGCAUUGGACAGAAAUUGAUGGCAGCAAGAUCAACCUAUUGACCGACUCAUUGCGUAUGGGCCGCGAUUUGAUCGUGAUUCGUAUGAACUACUGGCUACGGCGUUGGCAAAGCCCACCCAGUAUCUAUGCAUGUGAGUAG